CUUGUCUCUUGGUUCCAAGACUACCUUAGUCCUGCUACCCGUUGAAGGACGAGUCGAUAACGGCACCCCUACCUACCUAAGACUCCACAACCUUCCCAAAACGCUCGCAAAUCCCCAACCUGGACUCGAGUCUCUCCCGUGUGCCGCUCUCUCUGCCCCAUACAUUUGAAACUAUGACCUACUCCAGAUGCCCAGCUUCUGUCAACAUGGCUAAAUACCGCUCCGUUCUAGGACAGCAUGACCAGUGUGGACUCUCUUCUUGUGCGCCCUCCAGCCAACCGACACCUGACUGAGCCUGCCCCCCUUCCGAACCACUCCCCGUACCGGUACCCAAGGUAUCCGUCUGAUAUCUUGCGUGCCUUGAAGCCCGACAAAGUGACAGACCCUCGCCACCCCAUCGCGCAGCUAACCCAAGCGACGAAAAGGCCCGACAGCCAGGCCAUCCGCGUUCACGCAUCCUUCUCAUGACAGGUCCCGUCGUCCUCUUCAAGCCUCGACAAUAUGGACAAGCCACCGCCGCGACCUCUCCUUCCAGCGCCCCCACCGUCCGAAUCACGCGCCGGCUUGAAGACGCCACCCACCGGUACCCCUCUGCCACCGAGACGAUCGGCCUCCAUAGCCGCCUGCGAGCUUUGCCGGGAGAAGAAAGCAAAGUGCGACAGCCGACGGCCGACCUGUGGACGGUGCUUAAGCAACGGCGUCCAGUGCACCUAUACCACCAAGGUCAAUGAGACGCUGACCCAGGCCGAUAAAAGAGAGAAGGCGCGAUACAAGAAAGAGCGGGACGACCUGUUGCAUCUUCUGACUUCGAUCCGUGACAAGCCCCAACGCGAAGCCGAAAACAUCUUUGCCCGCCUUCGCGUUUUCAACGACCCAUUCGAGGUGUGUCAGUCUUUGAGGGAUGCCGAGCUGCUGCCUUUUGUUUCUUCUAGCCCGGUCAAGCUCCCCUCUCCGUCCGACGCGAAUGAAAUCAUCGACAUACACGUCCCAGCUCGACCGUGGACAACGCUGGUCAACGAUGCUGUUGUUUCAAGGCUGGUGUCGCGCUUCUUCUCGCCUGGCUCCCAGCUGUUCCCGGCUAUUGACAGAGAUGUCUUCGUCUCCGACAUGCAAGCCAAGAAUCUGACUACGUUUAAGUUGUGUUCACCUCUUCUUGCCAAUGCCGUCUGCGCCAUGCCUUGUUUUGAGUUGACCUCGAGCACCGGUCUUGUCGAACUCUUCCUGAACCAAGCGAAAUCCAUCCUCGAGCGAGAACAUGGCCGACCCUCUCUGCCUACGGUUCUCGCUUUAUACCUUUUAUAUUUGAUAUCAACCUUGCUGGGUAGGGACCGUGCCGGCUUACACUUUCGGCGGACGGGCCUGGACAUGUUGGAAUACCUGGAUUUGGAGUCAAGAAUAAAAUAUUUGCGCGACGAUGUUCCAGAUCAGGCUCUCGAACGGCGUGUGUUGUCGAAAGCUCUAUGGGGGAUUUUCGUGGCGGAGAGGUAAGCUGUUAUGUGCAUUGCUUAUGUCGAACCUCUUUGCUUUACAACCGACCCCCUCUAGUACGACCGCCGAUGGUACCUAGACUUUUCGAAUUGGAUACCCCCAUCCAGACAUCACUUUGCGCUGACGAUGCUCGCAAUGCCGCGAUGGCGGAUGCCGACGGCGACGUGAAUGGAAGAUUGACGGACGCCUUGUGUAGCCUCGCUGAAAUCCAAUAUACCAUUGCCAUGCACGAGGCUGAACAAAACACUGCUGUGGGUAGUGGGGAGGAUAUUGGGAUACGGCAAUCCAUCCUUUUGCGGUGGAGGGUGCUGUGUGAUUUGUUUUCAAAUCAGCUUCAGGCAGAGACCAACUCGUCGUUGUCGAGCUGCUACGUCAGCCUACAACAAAGCGAAGUCGCUCUCUCAGUCCUCCAUCCCCUUCCCGCUCAGCUCACCCUUCCGGAUGAGAGCGCGGUCACAACGACGGUGAAAGAUUUGUUCAUACAACAUGCUCGAUUUAUAUCAGAGACAGUCGAUGCCCUACUGCAGUGGUCUCAAAACAGGCCACAUUAUCCCAUCGGUUUCGCCCUGUACUAUUCACUAGUCCCCCUCAUCCCCUUACUCGACCCUGAAGACACCGGGUCCGAAACCCAUGAGCUCUUCAUAAACGGUUGUGUCAGGUUGAGUGUUUGCGCUCAAAUAUACCCAUUCUUUGGUCGCCUGCUGCAGGCAAUCGGGGCACUUGCCUGGCGGCUAGGGAAGGAUGUCCCGUUGAAAGCUCGUGAGUGUUUCCAGUAUAUCAAGGUUUCCACUCCCAGGCAUGAUGUCGAGGAUGGGGAGGUUCACGACAUUCCGCUUGCCAUGGACAUUCCUAGGCUGUGGGCGAUGCGCCAUUUGCAGACGAACAAUCAUGUGGGCGACGAUAAGAAUGGUUAUUUGCCUGUAGGUCAACUCGGCAAGAUGAUUGAGCAUUGGAGUGGUGCGAAUCGUCUUGAUGGUGGGUAA
Podospora bellae-mahoneyi is the source of this 2471-nucleotide messenger RNA. RefSeq lists its product as uncharacterized. The transcript is spliced from 3 exons. Lineage: Eukaryota; Fungi; Ascomycota; Sordariomycetes; Sordariales; Podosporaceae. The coding region runs from base 1461 to 2471 and encodes 336 amino acids. The record is from RefSeq and is a predicted model, not a curated record.